UCUUGUAUCAAUUAUUCUAAUCUAUUCUGUGCUUAUACAGUGGCACAGUAAAGUAUACUACGUAACUGUCAUUCAAAUACUUAUUUUAUGUUUUGGUUUAAACUUUUAAAACGUUUGAGACGUUUGAGUACUGUUUUCACUAUUUUUAGUUUUGUUAAAUGAUUUAUUUAUAUCAAUAAUAAUUAAGUAAAAACUAAAUACUUUGAACAAUUUAGUGUUGUCAAUAAAAUUGUCAAUAUCAAUAUUGAAUGAUUGAACAAGCAAACAGCGGGAAAACUAAUUUUCAGAUUUCUAUGAUUGCUUAAAGACAAUUUGAUAACAAUUUACUUGUUUUACUUUGAUUUCGUAGUAUAUUUAAUAUUAUUUAUUAUUCAAGUACACCUAAUAAUAUUCACAAUUUUAAAUUCGCCGAAUCAGUAUUUUAUACUUUGUAAAAUUAAGUAGUCACUAUUCAGUACUUAGUAAUACUGUUCUGUGGUAAUAGUCGACAAGUGUAAACUACAACUUUGAGAAAAAUGUCGGACUCUAACGUUUCUAACUCAAAUUAUGAAGUUGAGAAUUCAACUAAUAACGUUCUUGAAUCACAAAUUGAAUGUCUGGACAAUACAGCAGUAAUAACUGACAACUAUACUCUUUAUGAUGUCCUACAAAAAUUUAAAGAUCAAGUAAGGGUUAUGGCUGCAAGAGUGAGUCAAUUAGAUCAAUGUAUAAACCUUGUUAAAAAUCCAGCUGAUCCAUCAACACACCAAGAGAUACUUAAAACUAAAAAAAACAUCAUUAAUGGAAUUACCCACUUAUUAAAAGAGACAAAACCUUUAAAUUACCCUAAUUUUCAAUCUUUAAGUUCAGUUAAACUUUUAAAAACAUAUGAAAAGGUAUCUUCAGAAUGUAAAUUACUUCUGAAUAAUAUUAAACAAGAUAAUGCAAAUAUUAUUAAACGUACUGAUCGGUUCAACAAUUUAUCAAUAUUUAUGAAAGAUUUUCAACAAGAAAUAGACAAAAUUGAAGCUCAAAAUACUAUAAGUACAGAAAUGGAAAUAGAAGUUGCUCGAGAAUUUAAAGAAUGCAAAUCUGAUAUGUAUACAUUGUUAUCACAAGUAGAUCCGUCAUCUACAUUGAAAGAGGUUUUGAGUUUACUCGUGGAGUGUAAUGAUGAAGAUGAAGAAGAUUGCUGGGUAGACCUUACAAAUAUGCCUCAUUUAGUCUUGCAAUGUCAUAAUCUGAAAAAACAAGGAUUUGUUUUACAAAAUGAACAAAAUAAAUUUCUUUUUAAAUUAAACAUUUAAAUAAUAAUUUUUGUUGAGUUAACUACAGUAAUUUUUUUAUUAGUUAACAUGUUGAAAAGUAAAAUAUCUUAUUAUUUUUAUCCAAAACAAAAUAUUAUUUUAUUUAUUAAUAUGUAUUAUUACAAUUGUAGAUACAAUUUUUUUUAUUAUCUUAUUUUAGUAUUUUACCAUUCAUUCAUCCGUCUGUCAAUACAAACUUGUAGUUAAAGACAAGUUACUAUUUUUAUUUUUUUAUUUUUUUAAAAGAAAAAUUAACAAUGAAAUAAAUUAACAAUUUAUUAACACGUGUAAUGAAAACCCUGAUUAUAUUAAUUUAUUUGUUACUAUUACUUGUUUUUUCUUGUAAAUAAAAUAUUUAUUGUGUGUAAUAACAUGUAUUUUUAUUGUUAAUCUUUAUUAUUUGUUAAAUCAUACAUUUAAUUUUACACCGUAUUGUCCGUAUUCUUGUAUACUUAUGUUAAUAAUAAAUAUAAUAUAUUGUAUUAUUUAAAUUACAAACGCCUUUAAAUAU
Molecule: messenger RNA, 1797 nt
Organism: Aphis gossypii (cotton aphid)
Lineage: Eukaryota; Metazoa; Arthropoda; Insecta; Hemiptera; Aphididae
Exons: 7
Coding region: 516-1286 (256 amino acids)
Source: RefSeq, a predicted model, not a curated record